UCCACUCCACUCCACUCCGGCCAAUUCCUUGGUAGACAGCCGGAAGCUAGAUCAGGGAGAAUCAGAGGCACGAAAUCGAGGCAAGAUGGGUCGCGGCAAGGUGCAGCUGAAGCGGAUAGAGAACAAGAUAAACCGUCAGGUGACCUUCUCCAAGCGCCGCAACGGGCUACUCAAGAAGGCGCACGAGAUCUCCGUCCUCUGCGACGCCGAGGUCGCCGUCGUCGUCUUCUCCCCGAAAGGGAAGCUCUAUGAGUACGCCACUGACUCCAGCAUGGACAAAAUUCUUGAACGUUAUGAACGCUACUCUUAUGCUGAAAAGGCUUUGAUUUCAGCUGAAUCUGAAAGUGAGGGAAAUUGGUGCCAUGAAUACAGGAAACUGAAGGCGAAGAUUGAGACUAUACAAAAAUGUCACAAGCACCUCAUGGGGGAGGAUCUGGAGUGUCUAAACCUGAAAGAGCUCCAACAACUAGAGCAGCAGCUGGAGAGUUCAUUGAAGCACAUCAGAUCGAGAAAGAGCCACCUUAUGAUGGAGUCCAUUUCUGAGCUACAGAAGAAGGAGCGGUCACUCCAGGAGGAGAACAAGGCUCUACAGAAGGAACUGGUGGAGAGGCAGAAGGCGGCCAGGCAGCAGCAGCAAGAGCAGUGGGACCGUCAGACCCAAACACAACAAGCCCAAAACCAACCUCAGGCCCAGACGAGCUCAUCAUCUUCCUCCUUCAUGAUGAGGGAUCAGCAGGCCCAUGCUCAACAAAACAUCUGUUACCCGCCGGUGACAAUGGGUGGAGAGGCUGUGGCCGCGGCGCCAGGGCAGCAGGGGCAGCUUCGCAUCGGAGGCCUGCCACCAUGGAUGCUGAGCCACCUCAACGCUUGA
Messenger RNA from Lolium rigidum, 871 nucleotides. Its product is annotated as MADS-box transcription factor 15-like. Gene Ontology annotation, biological process: positive regulation of transcription by RNA polymerase II. The transcript is spliced from 8 exons. The coding region runs from base 86 to 871 and encodes 261 amino acids. The record is from RefSeq and is a predicted model, not a curated record. Gene Ontology annotation, molecular function: protein dimerization activity; RNA polymerase II cis-regulatory region sequence-specific DNA binding; DNA-binding transcription factor activity, RNA polymerase II-specific. Gene Ontology annotation, cellular component: nucleus. NCBI's taxonomy places the organism in Eukaryota, Viridiplantae, Streptophyta, Magnoliopsida, Poales, Poaceae.